AUGAGUGUGCCAGCUGUUACGCAGCCAGCUCAUACCGAUUUCCAGUGCACUGAAGGUGUCUCAACCGAGCAGGUGCCCACUGAGGCAGCUAUGAGUGCGCCAGCUGUUCCCCAGCCGACUCAAGUUGCCCUGGAGGCCACCGAGCAGGUUCCUAUCGAUGCAGCUUUGAGUGAGCCCGCUGUUCCUAAGCAGACUCAUGCUGUUUCGGAGGAAAACGAGACCAUCGAGACCGCGCACGUGUUCACCGAGGUAACUAUGAGUGCGCCAGCUGUUCCCGAGCCGACUCAAGUUGCCAUGGAGGCCACCGAGCAGGUUCCUAUCGAUGCAGCUUUGAGUGCGCCCGCUGUUUCUAAGCCGACUCAAGCUGUUUCGGAGGAAACCGAGACCCUCCAGACCGUGCAGGAGUUCACCGAGGCAGUUACGAGUGAGCCAGCUGUCCCCGAGCCGACUCAGGCUGCCUUGGAGUCCACUUUGCUCGCGCCUGUGUCUAAUGUGUGCAAUGAAGUUGUGGGUGCGCCUGCUCCUAGUGAGCCAGCCCCAACCAAGUCAACCCAACCUACGCCAUUGUGGACUGAGAAAGUUCGGAGAGUGCGUGCUGUUCCUAAGCCGUCUCUGAAUCGAUCAGACCGUGUCGUUCUGACCCAGUGGACUGAGAACAUUCGGAGUGUGCGUGCUGUUCCUAAGCCGACUCUGAAUGGGCCAGACCGCCCGGUUCCGAGCCAGUGGACCGAUACUCAUUCGCGAAUCGAGGCGAUGCGUGCGAAGGGCAUUGGAAGGGUUCAACCACGUCAGAAAGUUGUGCGCGCUCUUAAGGGGUUGCAGGUCACAGCAACCUCUCGCAAACACUCCACCUCUUCCCUGGUGGCCAGUCCCGAAGACGCUUCGGCAAAGAAUGCCGUUGCAACAGGGACAGAUUCCCGUGCUGGGGUUUCGGAAGGCACCAAGAGGGUCGAGGACGCCGAAGACCCAAAUUGCAGCGCUCAAAAGACUGCGGGAGACACACAGGAGAAAAUGGGCGAAGAAGAGGCAGCGACUUCUGGUCUUCAAAUGCCAGGAGCUUGGCCUUCCGACCCACCUGUCGUCACUGCGUCUGGCGAGUCAGACAUGCACGAGGGAUCGGCUUUGCUGCGGGUCCUACGGACAGGAACUCGAUGGGCCUCCGUUGGUGUAUUCGCUAUGGUGAUGGUGACUCUGCUGUCGUCCCCCUUGUGGCUAGGUCACCUUGGACACCUUGCUUACGCCUUCGAGGGUCCAGAACAGUUCCUGGAGGAACUGCGCGAGGAGCACGGAUAUGUCCCAUUCUUGGAGUGGGUCAUCUAUGUCUUCCUGCGGAGUUUUGCCGGAGACCGGACAUUGUUCGGUUAA
This is a messenger RNA of Penicillium mononematosum, 1365 nucleotides long. RefSeq lists its product as uncharacterized. The coding region runs from base 1 to 1365 and encodes 454 amino acids. The record is from RefSeq and is a predicted model, not a curated record. The transcript has a single exon. NCBI's taxonomy places the organism in Eukaryota, Fungi, Ascomycota, Eurotiomycetes, Eurotiales, Aspergillaceae.